Messenger RNA from Podarcis muralis (Common wall lizard), 10504 nucleotides. Lineage: Eukaryota; Metazoa; Chordata; Lepidosauria; Squamata; Lacertidae. The record is from RefSeq and is a predicted model, not a curated record.
GCGGGCGGAGCGAGAGGAGGAGCCGUCGGCGGCCGGGGCGCCUUGUUGCUAUGGGGAGACGGCGAGGGAGGGGGCGGCGUCGCCGCUGCUGCUGCUGCGCAGGGCAAGGGAAGCCAGAGGCAGCGGCGGCGGCAGCAGCAGCAGCUGCUGAUUCCUGACACAUUUCCCCCCCUCGCUGCCAUAUUGCUGCCCCCUCCCCCUUUGCGCGAGCUUCAUGCGUACAGCCAAUAAGAUUAAAUGGGUCCAGUAACUGGAAUGACUCCAGACAAGAAAGCUGAAACGCCGGGGGCAGAGAAAUCCGCGGGGCUGCGGCACAUCCAAAGAAUGGGGAGCUUGCCGGAGGCGGUGGACGCGGCUCGGCCGAAGGCCACGGCUGUGGAUAGCGAACUGGCCGACGACGAGCUCACAAACUUGAACUGGCUUCACGAAAGCACGAACCUCCUAACAAACUUCAGCCUCGGAAGUGAGGGUCUUCCGGUGGUUAGCCCCCUGUAUGACAUCGAGGGCGACAGUGUGCCAUCCUACCCUUCUUCCUGCUACUCCAACCCCGAGAAGAAAUCUGCCACAUCGAAGCCCCCCUAUUCCUUUAGUCUCCUCAUCUAUAUGGCGAUAGAGCAUUCGCCCAGUAAGAGCUUGCCGGUGAAAGAAAUCUACAGCUGGAUCCUGGAGCGCUUCCCGUAUUUUGCCACAGCCCCCACCGGCUGGAAGAACUCGGUCCGGCAUAAUCUUUCCUUGAACAAGUGUUUCCGGAAGGUGGAGAGAAGCCACGGCAAGGUGAAUGGAAAAGGUUCUUUGUGGUGUGUGGACCCAGAAUAUAAACCGAACCUAAUACAAGCCCUGAAGAAGCAGCCUUUCCCCUCUGCCUUUUUUUAUACCCCACCAGCAUCACCACUGAGUGGUUCACCUUCUCCUCACUACUUAACCUCAGUUUUGAAACAGAAUCAGGGUCGAUCUAUCAAAGACUCUGAUAUUGAUGCUGCUACUGCCAUGAUGCUCUUGAAUACUUCCAUUGAAGAAGGCAUUUUAGAUUACUCUUUAUUUUCCUCAGGUAAGAAGCCGCAGCCUCUCAAGCUGUCCAAGAAAAGGAAUUACGUCAGCACGUUCCAAAGCCACGGCAAGGCAAGUCCCGGGGGGAGCCAUUUCCCCGUCCCCAACAUUGACCCCAACGAGGACCACAACUACAGUGCCAGCAGCGUGGCCUCGCAGCGCUGCGUGUCGCCCUCGAGUGUGUCUUCCCUGUCGUCCGUCGACGAGGUCUACGAGUUUGUCUCCGAGGCCAGCCGGGUGGGGAGCGAGGGCAGCGAAGGGUUCCACAGCGAGGUGGACACGGACGGAGACGACCGCGAAGAGGACGACGACGACCCCCUGGCCGAUAGCGGCUACACCUCGCAGCCGUGCCUCGCCGCCUCGGACAAGGCCCAGCCUCGCAAGAAAGCCCUGGAGGAGCUCUGCCUCGAAAUCGACGAGGAACUGAAAGAGGCGGCCGGGUCUCUGCUUCAUCUAGCCGGGAUUAGCCCCUGUCUAGGCUCCCUCAUAAGUACUGCAAAGACCCAUAGCCAGAAACGAAGGAGAAGGAAUGACGUCACAGCCUGAGAAGUGUGUUUGGGGACGGGGGGGGGGGAGGGAGAAGAUACGUCUAUCAAUAGAGAUAAAUGCAUAUUUUAUUUUUUAGCGUGGCAAUACUCCUCUACUUUUUACCCUUCACAAGGGAGAUCAAAGCCAUAAAAGGACUUUUUGUUCAUGUAUUUUUAUUUUCACAGAUUCUAGUUUUGCAAUUUGUUUCUUUUUCUAAUUGCAAAAGCGGUGGUUUUGAAGCAUUGAAGAGCGGAUUACAAUUGUGCAAAACAGGUGGGGCAGGGGCAAAACCAACCAACCAACACAGCAGUUCCUUCCCCCUGAUAAUUUUAGCAAAGUUGAAUAUUUGAGUUUAUUGGAGGAGUGGGUGCCAUUAUCUCUGUCAUCUCAUACCUUGAACGUCUCUUUGGGUUUGGAACCUGGGGGCUUCAUUUGACCUGUCUGAGUUCAUAGGGCUCUGCGCAGAGAACAGGGCAGCCAACCAAAUGUUGGGAGCUGGACUGCAGCUCCCUUCUGCCCUCCCCAUUGGCUGUGCUGGCAGGGGUUGAUGGGAGUUGUAGUCCAACAGCAUCUAGAGGGCCACACAUGCGCCAUUUCCUCCAAUGGGAGUGUAGAAUUGUGCCUUGCUUCCUGGCGCACCUGUUCCGCAGCGAGACCUGGUGUUUGUAUGUUAGGCGCAUAAAACCCAAUGUGUAGCCGGUCUUUCUCUAAUUUUUAGGGGAGAGGGUGGAGUGGAUGCAGUGCCUGCAUUGAACUCUACACAUGUAGUUCUCAGCCUGCAUAAUUUUUGGCCCUCAAAGAUCAGUCGGUGGAGAUCAAGCGGGAAAAGGCUACAUGGACUGUCUCCUGUUCCAGAUUGACAUGCAAUUCACAAAUCCCAGGUGGGACUGAAAGUGGAGGGAGGUGCAUUGGGAGCAGGAGAAUAAGCAGGCGCAAUCCUGCCCCCUCUCUCUGUGCCCACGGGCUCCUACCUCUCUUGGUUCUAGACCAGGGGUAGUCAACAUGGUGCUCUUCCAGUUUUGGACAACAUCUUCCACCCUUCUUGAUCAAAGUCCAUGCUGGUUGGGGCUGAUGGGACUUGGGAGUCCAGCAAGAAUGGAAGGGCAUGGAGUUGACUAUCCCUGAGCUGGUUCUGACACCUUCACGUGUUCUGAUUUAAGUAUUUGCAAAUGCAGGAUAAGGUCUACCAGCUUUCAGCUUGGCUUCCGUUGUUGCGUAAUUGUCUCAUGUGCAAGCCGAGGGUCUGGAAAAACCUGAAUACUAGACAACUGCCAUCGUGGGCCAGUUACCGAUUGACUGAUGACUGCAAUAACACAGGGAGGGUGUUGGGAAUGCAACAUGUAAACGUGGAUGUUUUUGAGACUCUUGAAGGGUUUAUCUCCACUCUUAUCCUCACCUUCCUUGGAACAGCACAAAGUAAGGAGCUGGUUCCUUUUCUUUUCUUUCUUUCUUUCUUUCUUUCUUUCUUUCUUUCUUUCUUUCUUUCUUUCUUUCUUAUAGUUAUUAUAUUUUAGAUCUUCAGCACACACUUUAUUAGCAAACCCAAUGUUCUUUUGGUCUCGAUAUCCAGAUUGAGUGAAAAAUGUUGACUGCUAAAAUUAUAAAUGGCUGUUGCACAGAGAACUUGUAGUUACAUGUUCAGGUGAAGCAUAAUGAAAUGGGUUUCUUUCUUUUCUUUUUAAGGUUACGGUGGUUGAUACUGGCCUACUUCUCACUGAGGAGAAAAGCUUGUUCUGGACUGUACCAUUUUAGGCUACAGGUGAGGGCACACACAAUUGGUUACUGUUCUGCGUGAAGCAGAAAACCUCAAAUAGAAAACUAGGUGUCCAGGGGAAGGACUCUAGUCUGGCUUUCUUCCCGACAUCGAGUUCUUUUAAAUGUAAAAAUCAUUCAAAUCGCGGUGCAGCUUUACACUGUGUGAGCCCCCACCUGCAGUCAGAAGCAGAACCGUACAAACAGAGCUGGCAGCCUCAAUGAGGACUAGGUUCUUGAAUGCAUUCUUACUCCACUUGGAAAACCGGCCUUUUUUCCUUCUCUUCUACUGUGUGCUUCAGUUUUGCACUGUAUUAACCUAGCAUCCCUCAAGAAGACAGUAUAUAAUACGCAGCCUUAAAGGGCACCAUUUUCUAAACGUGUGUGCGCGCAGGGUCACGCUCCCUCCUUAAGACUCUGAGAGGAGCUUAGGAAACGCCUGCGGUUGAUGGUUAGCCGUCCGUCCCAUCUUCCUUGGGGAGCAGUGACCGUUGGAGCGAAAUCCUGGCUCCUGUUAAAAUCAGCGGGAAUUUUGCCAUGGUUCGUGCAGCCAGAACGGCACCUUUCUUUUUAUCCGUUAUCGCAGCAAUAAUAUCCCCUCCCUUGUCAAGUGUCAAGGAAGCCCAAGAGCUCUGUGCUUGCUCUUCCGCCAACACAGUAUUCUAGCGCGUGCUUAAAAUGUAAUGUGGGAAUGGUAAAGAUGCGCCUGUGAAGGUCCAGAGACCUUCCAUCUUCUGACACAGCCCUUUCUGUGCGAUGACGUAUGCCUCGUGCAUGCACUUCCACGGGAAACCUUUGUGUAUUUUACCAUUCCCACGAACCAUAACACAGGAUGUUUGUGUCCUCCUGGGUCUUCUGUGGUGGCUGCUGUGUUGUUUGGCUGCUGUUAGGCAGCUGGAGGCAUCGUUGCCUGAAUGGUGCGGCCCGUCUGCCAUCCAGGUGUGUAGUCCAGCCUAGACCUUUUGCUGUUCCUGGCUCUUGUAAUGAUGAGUUUUGGAGAUGGAGGGAAGGACCCACAUGUAUCACCGAGGGGGGUGGGAUGGAUCCUGCACCCAUGUCCUGUUGGGAAAUGGCCCUGACUGGAGUGAAAUGGUAGUCUGGGAAGUGGAUUGUCACGGUGCCACUGGAAAGAUCUCCCAUGUCAGUCCCAUCUGAGUCUCUCCAGGGAGCCACAGCCAAGCUCUUACCCCACUCCUGUUCCUUUCGGUGGAUGCUUGUGCAGGAAACAUUUCCGCGAAGUUCGCCCUGUGGUUCCGAGAACCCCUUGAGCGUUCUUUUGCAACGAUCAAAGCAUUAGCGUAGCUCAUUCUGCCUGGCAUGGAAGGUCAGCUUGAAGUGCCAUUUUUUAAUUUGUUUCCCCUGUUUCCGAGUGUUGAGCAGUCACGAGCGGCUGGUUAAGCAAACCUCGCCUCCCCAUUAGCAAAAUGCUUCCAGGUUGGCAGAGAACGAAGGCGGGAAGCUAAACUUCUAUUAAUGGUGCAGAGCUUCUCUGGUGACUAAGCCAGAGGUGGUCAAGAUUUCACUGCCUCUUCAUGAACGCAAGCCGCCUUAUACACCCGGUAUAAACUCUGCCAGCUUAAUAAUUCUUGAAACCAUUCUGCAGAUACACACACGCCCCAUCCCUCACGCCUUCCGUAUGUCUUGGGCUACCAGUUCCAUUGCUCCUGACCAUUGGCCAUAUUGGGUGUGACUGAUGGGAACUGGAGCUCAGCAAGAUCCAGAAAGCAUCCCAUUGGCUACCCUUGCUGUGGACUUUCAAUGCCUUGGGCUGGGAUCCAGUGAACCCAAACCAGGCUUUCUCCCAGCUCUGGACCUUGACGUGGUUUGCUGGAUCCCAACUACUCUCAACUGCAUAAUCUGGUCAAGAGAUUCUCCCAGUGUAGGCCUUACGAUUGCAAGGAUUUAUGUAGCAUUCCACCCCCUCCCGGAAUUUCAGAGGAAAUCUUUCGUUCAAAUGGUAGUAAACUGUAAAUGGCUCUUGCUCUGUAAUCAUGUUGCUAGUUUCUAGACAAAAAAAAAAGUCUCUAAUGCAUGGGUGUUUGCACGCUCUCACCUGUUUGUACACCACUUUCUCUGAUGUAAAAGUCUAUAAACGCCAAUGGUGCCCAUCGUGUAUGUUGCCUGCUGCUUCUCUUCUCCCCAGAGGUUCUGAUGGAUUGGCCAAAACAACCUUCUUGCCGAAAGCCCCUCUAGAGCCCUUUCCUGUGUCACUGUUUUGCUUCCCAGAACUUCACGGCAACAAGUCAAACAUGGGAAGGGUUUACAAGUGGGUCUACCUGCAAGUCAGACAUGAUGCUUUGUGGUUUAUUUCCAAGAAAAAGUUUAUAGGUUUUAAAAAGAAAUUGAAUACUCUCAAAGGACAUCUUUAAGAGAUCCACUAGAACAAAAGAAAACAGAAGCCUGGCUUGGUAAGCCUCUGGUGGAGGAGUCAACAUGGUGAUCUCUAGGUGUUUAAAACCACAGCUCACACCACCCCUGGCUAUUGGCCAGACAUUUAGAGGGUACCACAUUGACUGCGUACAGCCCAUGGGUUAAAAUCCUUUAAAUUUAAAAGUUCUUAUUUGCUGUACAAAGAGGGUGUUCAGUGGACCUCUUUGUGCAGGCUGUUCUUAAGGUUGUGGUGCCACGACAGAAAAGGCUCUGCUCUACGUUUCGCUAGAUCUCACCUCCAUAAAACAACACCCAGAGUGGAAUACUGCCUGCUGGUCUUGGGGUGGUUUAUAUGGGGGGAGGUCUUCCAGCAGAUAUGCUGAGCCGAGGCUGCUUGAAGACUCUGACUGCCAUGUUUUCAAGGGCGCCCACAGGUCAUUUUGAAUAUUGGCUGUUGAAGAUUUUAACAGAAUGGAAACUAAAACAAUUGGGAGCAGUUGAACAAUACCCACAAAACUACUAUCAUAGCAGCUUGGGGAUCAGUUUGUGUGUCAUUAGGUGGGAUUAAUUUGCAAAAUAUUUUUCAUUCAAUAGAAACUACCGAAGCUGUAGAUUUGGCAGAAAUGCAGAGAAAGAAAGGGGCCAAUAGAUGCUCAUGUCUGAACUUGCGAAUGGCUCUAGAUGGACACCCUUCCCAUGUCAUGGCUUUUGCUGCAGGUGUGACUUGUAAGCCCACCUCCUUAAGUGAAAAAACGAUGUCCUACUAAGUGGUCUUGAGCACCUGCCGCAUGGGGGUUGAAUGUGAACUCAUUGCAAAUGGACAAGCUUGUAAAUUAAGUGCAAAUGCACAUCUUUAAAUUCCUGUAUGUCGUAUGUGCUGAAAAGAGGUGUCCCUCCCAUUAACAUUCGUCCAAAAUAAGUGUUCAAUAACUUACGUGGUGUGGAAUUUGUUUUUGUACUAAUACAGAUAACGAUAGGGCUGGAUUUUAUUUAUUUUUUAAAUAAUAAAAAGGACGUGUUUCUUUCAUUCUUGUGUAUCUUUUGAAAGCCGGCAAGAACUAAACUCAAUUCCGGCUAAAAUUGACCAGAUUUCCAAAUGAGGCUCCUUUCCCCCCCAGAACUUGUUGGAUCAGUCUUGUUGUCUUACACCUGACCUGUUCCGUCGGCCAUUUUGCUCUUCUUCCCUUAACCUCUGCCUCCCUGCCUGCCAGACACUGGUGUGUGCAGAAUUGUCCCCCUGCGUCCUCCCUCUUUAUUAGUGAAGUAUCUAGUGUCACUUUUGUGCCGGGAAAUGUGCUGUACUUGUUAGCCGUUUCAUUAAUUAGGUUUUCUUGAUUUUCCACGGACAAAGGCAGAGCAAUAACACGGGAACAUGGCCCCGUGGCGUGGGAACAAAAGUAGGAGGAACAAAACCUCCGCUGUGAGUCCGAAUUAAAGGGCUGAAACUAGUGGCAGUGUAAUGACGUUGUCGCCUGGUGCUUGGGAUCUGAUGGGGUGCAUUUGGAUGACCCUGUAUGCCAUAGACCAUGUUUUACCGCGGUCAAGCAGUGGACUAGUGCAGGCUCCCCAAUUUUGUUCCGCCGUGUUGCUUACUGUGUGGUGUCUGAACUGGUGCUUCGGGUUUGUUUCUCUCCAAACAAACCAUUGCUUGAAGCCAAGGUCUGCUCUUGUCUUCCUGGUAGCGUCUUGUUUGGGAGUAUGAAACAGUGGGCGCUGGUGCAGACGCCAUGGGAUGCCAAGGCCCAGGGUUGCCUGAGCUAGUGGAAGAGUGUAGCAGCAAGGAACUGGGAGUCUGUCCCAGCACUCUGCUCACUCACGGUAAGCCAUGGUCCACCUGAAUGCUGCCCCUGGAAGGAUGGAAUUCUGCAUUCCAUCACUUCAACCAUUGUCAUCUAACCUACAGGUGGGAAGUAGUGGGGGUUUUUUGCUUUUGUUCGCGUUAAAACCAUCACCGCUCCCUGCAUGUAGAAACUCAGCACCUUAGAGGGAGGUUUCGUACAACUCUCUUUCUGAUAAUGCUAUGCGCACAAAUCUUUUUUCAUUUGGUGGGUGGGUGGAGUUGGAAAAAAAAAAUCACAGACACACAACUCCCGAAUUUUGAAUGGCUCUGCCUGGAGUUUUACAUCCUUAUUAGAACAAUUUGGAGACUGCGUGGUAACAGGUGAAGAGUUGAUCCCUUUCCCUAAUGCAUUGUGGGAAAAGUUCAGGGAAGGGAACUGCCACACUCGCAUUCCCAGGGUGGCCAGAAUUCACCCCUCCGAUUCCCACAUCAGCUUGUACACAACAGCUCUGCCAUCCUGGGGCAAACAUGUGGUGUGAGCAAGUAUUUGCUCCCCAAUUUUUCAGCAUUGGGGGGUCCGUGAACCCUGUCGGUCUGCUACCGUAGUUCGGAUUAUGUGCUUUUCCUUCGUGGGCUUUCAACCUGUGUGUCUUCCUAUGGCAAGACUCCACGCAGACUUCUGUUCCAGCAAACAGAGAAAAGUUUCCAGGAUUUCUCUAUCUCAGCCCUUCCCCAUCUCACUUUUCUGUGGCAAAGUCCUUGAUUUCUUUGCAUCCGGUUAGCUCUGGCGUAGCGGGGAAAUACCCAAGGAUGUCUGGCGUUUCUGUACAUACAUCCCUUCCUUGAAAAUUUCCUCCUUCCCUGCAGGUCUGGGACUUUGACCCUCUGCUGUUCCCAACAACACAGGUUAGGAUGGCCACAAGGCAGAAUCAAACAUUGAUAGAGAAGUAUUAACGCAGGUCCCUCACUCAUGAUAGUGGCAGGUUGCAUACCUGUGCAUUUGCAAGUGCUGCUGACUUUGCUAUCCAGGGCAUGAAACGAAGGGCAGUUGUUCUCUAAAUGCACCUUGAAAGGAUGUUAAUGCCUUUUUAAUUGUUCAGUGGUGCUUCUCCUUUCUCUUCCUUAUUUUGGCCUUUCCUGCCUAUUAAAAGGCGCCGGUUUGCAUACUGCCAGCGGCAGAGUGCCUCUGCACCUACUUUUUCUCUUCCAAGAAUAGCUGAGUCCCAGGUUGCACCUGGAUUUACAAGCCUUCGUUUUGCCAACACGACAUGCCCUUUUAAUAUAAGUUGUUUUGAAUGAGAAUUAAUUGGUGACUUCAGAAGAAGUAACGUGGAACAGUCCUCCUUAGACUAUACCGCUUUAGAGUGCAGAUGUGUGUGCGUGUGUGAAUCGGGCACAUAGAAAACCAGCUUGUCUGUGAGAAGGCUAGGCUAGAACCUUUAUCCUUGACAUGUGAGCCUUCUGCCUGCAGGGAGUUUGUGCAGAAGUCAUUAAUAAAUCCUGCCGCCCCCACCCCUUAUGUUCUGCAGUGCAAUUCCUGGAUGACUGUGCCAUAUACUAUUUUCUGUCCAUGUAGCUCAGCUUUUAAUUACCCUUGAUUAUUUUUUAUUGUUGCUAUUGUUGUCGUUGUUGUUAUUGCUCAGUUCUUAAAACAGGCUAAUCUAGUCCUAUCAAGUCAAAAGGAUGAACGAAACCUUUUUGUUGUUGUUGUUGCCACUAUAAGGGUAGGAGCAGGUAGAUCUCGUGGUUCAGCAAUUGCAGGAUCUCUUUGGAGAAAAGAGCUGCUACCCGUUGGAGACGCGAAAGCGUUGACAGUGACGGUGGCAGUAUUCAUGAAGAUAUACGUUGAUGGUGUGUUAGGCCGAAAGGAGCCUCCCAAUUUCAGUUUCUCCCAUGCAAUGUGUGGGACCACCCACCCUUCUGUUGAACUCCACUGCCUUGUUGCCACUGGUCAGGAAAUUUGUGUGGCAUAAUGAUUUGGGGGUGAGGAGGAGCUGCCCUAUGCAUUGUAGGGAGAGAAACGGAGGACACAGGCAAUGCCAUUGGCCGUAGCAAUUCCGUGCCAAGUGUUCAAGUAUAGUUCUGAUGUUCGUGAGGUUUUGAGGGUUUCGGGUUGCUUUUCUUUUUGCUCUUUCCUUCAUGCUUUUUAAACUUUGUAAAUGAGUUGAAAUCAGCAGCAGCAGGGGGGAGAUGUUAAACGUAGCUUCCUCAAGCGCUAAAGAUUGCCCUGGAGAGGUUUCUGGAAGAGGGUCGCCCCUACUUGAGAUAACAACUGCCGGCUGUGCUGUGCAAAUCUUUAGCUCUUUCAUAUUCCAGUGCUUAAAUUAUAGCUUCCAGGAGAAUUGCAGGCAAUCCUUUCUAGAGGGGAAAAAAGCCCAACUUUUUGAACUUGUAUGGUUUUUGCAGCUUCUUUGUUUGGCUAAAUCAAGCGCUUUGGUUAAAGCAAAGGAUGCCCCGCCAUGCUAAUAAUGGUGUAGUCAAAAUAUUUAUUGAAAAAGAAGAGUAGAGUAUUUUUAAAAAUAUUGUACCUGCCAUUUAUUGGGGGGGGGGGAUCGCAUUCUCCACAGCUUAACUGCCAGUGCCAAUAAAAGGUCUGUUUUUAGAAAUGUACAUUUCCCCCCAGACUUAAAGUGCAUAAUUUAAAAAGUAUUAUGUUGCCAUCUUACAGUGAUAUAUGAAACCAUUUACAAUUGCCAAUUCAUUGUAACUAUUAUUUAUUGAAGAGGUGGAAAUUGUACGAAUGCUUUCGGAUCAAAGUAACUGGAGUUCUUUCUAAUGAUCCCCGUUUGCCUGUUUUCUUAGAAUUUACUUAGAAUAAAACUCUGCCAGUAGAUAAAAACACCAUUCUAACCCCUUUAUACCUUGAGCCCAGUUGAGUAGCUUGCCUGGUUUAAAGACAAUUUUACAGAUAUUUUAGUUUUUGUAUGCUAACCUCUAUUAAUUGAAAUGUUUAUGGAGUUUAUUUUUACCAAAGAGAUGCAAUUCAUUAUGAUAAAAGUAUUUCAAAAUAAACUUUGUUUUAUAACA